Molecule: messenger RNA, 2643 nt
Organism: Psylliodes chrysocephalus
Lineage: Eukaryota; Metazoa; Arthropoda; Insecta; Coleoptera; Chrysomelidae
Source: the annotation of a GenBank genome assembly
AUGUUUAAUAAAGAGAAUGAUUCCAAAUUAUUUUUUUUUUCCAGACAACGAGUUGCCAAAUCAGUGUUAGAGGAAUUUCGAACAUGUCGUCCAGAAAUUUUAGCACCAGACCUUCCAGAAAUUAUGAAAAUUCUUGGACAAAUGAGUGAUGAGCCGAUCUUGAGGGCUGAUUUACUGGAGGAAAUACCACAUAUUGCCGCACAAGCCAUAGAAUGCUCAACUCGAGUCAGUGCAUUUAAGAAUGUAGUGAGUGAUUACCUUAUUCCAUUGGUAGUAAGAAGUUUAGGAUGUUCUGAAAAUACACUAAUUGCUCAUUCGACCCUUAUUAAUUUAAUAAAACAAGGCUUUAUCACGAAACUCCAAGCUGAAAUACAAGUAUGCCCCGCUAUUUUAGCGCUAACCAAGCUAGAAACCGCUACUGCUGUGGAUGUAAACACUGGUGCUAUCAAUCUAAUGAGCAAAUUAGCUCCAUUACUUGGCCGGGAUGUAACAGAACGUGUAUUCCUCGGAAGGUUCACAGAACUAUGUUCCAGUCCGAUGUUUUACAUACGAAAAGUUUGCGCGGCACAUUUUGGAAAUUUUUGUGCUGUCGUCGGCAAGGAUGCCGUCGAAAAGGUUUUGUUACCUCAAUAUCUGGCCUUGUGCACAGACGACGUGUGGGGCGUAAGAAUGGCGUGUGCUGAAGUCAUAACGUAUAUGUCCUGUGCUUGUAGCAAAUCGUCCAAAACUGAAAAACUUUCUCCAGCUUUUGGUGCUUUACUUCAAGACGACUGCCGGUGGGUCAGAGUAUCCGCAUAUCAAUCGUUGGGACUUUUUAUUUCAACUUUUGCUGAACCACCAAUAACAAAUAUAGGAUACAGCAUAAACGGUGAUUUAGUUCUACUAAAUAUAGAUGGAGGAGAAUUCACGAUUUCUUGUUCUCCUCCUUUGACAUUAACUGAAAGGUAUUCACUCUUAGGAAAUUCUGGAAAAGAAGAUACAAAUGUAAUGAUGAAUCCCUUAAACUUCGAUUUGGAAGAAAACGAUCCACUGGCAGGUUUGGAGGAGGGCGAAUGGAGUUUUAAGAGUGAAAAAGAAGAAAUAGACUUAAAUUCAAACGCAGAUUCUAAUGAACAUAAAUCUGAAUGCAAUGCAAAAAUUGAUGGUGAUAUAGAUUUACUUGUAGUCAAAAACAAAGAAACCACAGAAGAUUCAAAAUGUAACUCCAGUGUGAUAUUGAAUAAAACUAAUUGUGAUAUUAGUGAAAUUCUUAUUGAACUAAAAAAUGAAUUGCAGAAUAUACACUUAUUUGUAGAUAGUAAAGAAAAUAGUACAAAUGUCGAUAGUGAAAUUAGUCAAUUAAAUUCAAAUAAUAGUAAUGAAGAUAAGAUCACUGAUAUGAAUAAAGAUACAAAUGACAACGAAAAAAAGGUAAAUAAUAUCAAUAAUAAUGUGUGUGAUACUAGAGAGGAUGACUUGCAUUUAUUUUACUCACACAAUUAUUGGUAUAUUAGUCCUGACAUGCCCUUAGAUCCCAAUAUAGUUGCUGGCGAUAUGUAUCCAAUCGACGGAGCUGGAGAUUUUCUUUUACAAAAUGAUAAUACUCAGAAUAAAGCUGCAGAUAAUAACAAUUCAACUCUUUCUAUAGAUGAAAAAGAUGUUGCAGAUGAUAGUGUAGUUAUAAAUAAUAUGACUGUAACAACGGAACCGGAACAAACAAUAGUUCCCCAAAUUUUGGUAGACAGUUUCAUAUCCAUGACGUAUCCAGCUCUCCCUCUAAAUAUUGAACACGAAAUGGCCUAUCAUUGUGCUUACUCUCUACCAGCUGUUGUCUUGACAUUGGGCAAAGAGAACUGGCACUUACUGGAAGACACUGUGUUCUCUUUAGCCAGCGACUUACAAUACAAGGUUAGGAGAACCGUAGCGAGCAGUUUACAUGAAUUAGCCAUCAUUUUAGGCCCGGAAUUGGCUACCAAUAGCUUGACUUCACUGUUUGAAGGAUUUAUUAAAGAUCUCGAUGAGGUCAGAAUAGGCGUUUUAAAACACUUGACCGCUUUUUUAACGGUUAUAAAUCCACCUAAAAGGAAUACUUAUUUACCUAGGUUAGUAGAAUUCUUACAUACCGACAACGAGUGGAAUUGGAGGUUCAGGGAAGAAUUGGCGAAACAAUUAUUAGAAGCAAUGGAGUUAUUCAAGCCUUCGGACAUUGCCAAACAUAUCGGGGUCAUUGCAGUUGAUCUACUUUGUGAUAAAGUUGCGGCUGUGCGAACGAUUGCUCUGUCAUUGGUGACGGAAAUUGUAUCAUACACAUCUUCAGAACCAAAUCUGACGUCUAGUCUAUUAGUAAAAUUAGCCGAGACUUUUGCGCACUCGAAGAAAUGGAAGCGUCGUCAGACAUUCUGUUUACUUUGUAUAGAACUGUUGAAAGAAGAAGCUUUAGAACCGGAACAAUUCAUGUCAGAGGUGAUGCCACAUUUAUUGGAUUUAAGUUGGGACCCAGUGGCUAAUAUCAGACUAGUAGUGGCAAGGUGUAUAUCUAAUUACAUUUUAAAGAAUGAGUAUUUUGCCGACUCCUCCAAUGAAAAUUAUGAUGGACUUGAAACUGUUUUAAGAAGACUACAGGCUGAUAAAGACAGUGACGUCCGUCAAUCGGCAGAAGUAUAG